Molecule: messenger RNA, 954 nt
Organism: Suillus plorans
Lineage: Eukaryota; Fungi; Basidiomycota; Agaricomycetes; Boletales; Suillaceae
Exons: 3
Coding region: 320-568 (82 amino acids)
Molecular function (GO): protein binding
Source: RefSeq, a predicted model, not a curated record
AGUCUAGACUGAUGCGUCCCGUGCCCUUACUUCGCUUCUACAUGAUUCGAGCGUGUUCCCGUCCACGAUGAUCAUUCUACUUACUAAGUGCUUGUGCCGAUCAGCACAGGAUUGUCAGAAUACAAAGGCGCUUGAGAGUUGAUAUAAAGCGCCUUGAAAAAUCACGGUCACUUUCUCUCUCGAUCAUAUCUGCAUUCUUCCCAGUUAGUACAACACCCACAAUCCAAACUUGUCCCUUCGAGGCUCUACCUUCCGCUUACCCUUCAUAUACACCCGUUUCGAACCAAAAAAAUACUGGCAGACAGCGAACGCGGCAACGAUGCAGUUGACGUUCGUGACGGAUCUAGGCCAGACGUAUGCUGUUGAUAUCGACCCUGACAUGGAGCUUGAGAACGUGAUGGCUUUGCUAGAAGCAGAGUCGAGUAUACCCCCCGGCGAACAAAGCAUCUCGCAUAACGGGCGCGAACUUACAGAUCCAAAAGCUACCAUCCGGGCGCUUGGUGUGGGCGAGCAUGCUAUGCUCCUCUUACGCAGGCGUGUCAACGUGCCCGGGCCCGAAGGCAGGUGAGCACCUAAUCUUGUUCUCGGCCUUCAUUGUACGCACCCAUUGAUGGUCCUUUACAGACCCAUAGAACAAGAUGCAGAGAUGAUGAGACUGCAAAUCCUUGGAGAUCCGCAACUUAUGAGACAAUUACAAGAUACACUACCGGAAAUAGCUGCUGCUGCCCAAUCUAACCCCACACGUUUUGCAGAGCUCCUAAGCCAGCAACGUGACCGCGCACAGCAAGCUGAACUUGGUCGGCAGCGCGAGAUUGCAGCUCUCAAUGCUGACCCCUUCGAUGUGGAGGCGCAGCGUCGUAUCGAAGAAGCUAUCCGUAAUCAGGCAGUUAUGGAAAACAUGGAGCAUGCACUUGAAUAUUCCCCGGAGGCGUUUGGGCGGGUGACGAUGCUUUA